This is a messenger RNA of Cornus florida, 2577 nucleotides long. Its product is annotated as L-type lectin-domain containing receptor kinase S.4-like. The transcript has a single exon. Gene Ontology annotation, molecular function: protein kinase activity; carbohydrate binding; ATP binding. The record is from RefSeq and is a predicted model, not a curated record. NCBI's taxonomy places the organism in Eukaryota, Viridiplantae, Streptophyta, Magnoliopsida, Cornales, Cornaceae. Gene Ontology annotation, cellular component: plasma membrane. Bases 222 to 2399 code for a protein of 725 amino acids. Gene Ontology annotation, biological process: protein phosphorylation.
AAUAAUUUCUAAAAAAAAAAAAAAAAAAAAAAAAAAUAUGAUAAAUUUUCAUUGGUGUUGUCUGCAAAACUAGGUAAUUCAGAGGAACAACAAGGGCAAUGAUACGGCACUAAAAACCAAGCUUUACAAGUUACAACCCACCAUCCAAUUUAUGUCUCCUUUCUUCUUCUUCAACGACCACCCAUCAGAUUCAACAACUUUUUUAAUUAAUAAAACACCAAAUGGUAUCAAACAUGUUCACGAUCACAAUCACAAUCACUCACCACACUAAACAGUCAAAACCCUUGUUUAAUUCAACACCAUUUGAUCCAGAAACAAGCUCAAGAUUGACCUCAUUAAUGGCCAAAACCCUAUUACUUUUCUGGUUAUUAAUCCUUUUUCUCUCAAGCCCAGUUCUCUCUCAGCAUGAUCAGUUCGUUUUCAAUGGUUUCAAAGAUGUUGGAAACAACAUAACUCUAGAUGGAGUUGCAGAGAUACAGAGCAACGGUAUCCUCAAGCUCACCAAUGACACCCUCAGAUUGAUUGGUCACGCGUUUUACCCAAAUCCAAUCAAGUUCAAGAACUCCAUUGACGGAACACCUUUCUCUUUCUCCACAGCUUUCGCUUUCGCCAUAGUUCCAGAGUAUGCCAAGCUCGGCGGCCAUGGCUUAGCCUUCACGAUCUCGCCGCAAAAAGGGCUUCCGGGUGCUCUCCCAAGCCAGUACUUGGGGCUUCUCAAUGCCAGCGACAAUGGAAAUUUCACAAAUCACAUUUUCGCAGUCGAAUUCGACACAGUCCAAGACUUCGAAUUCGCAGACAUCAGUGACAAUCAUGUCGGCAUCAACCUCAACAGCAUGACAUCGAACGCGUCAGCCAAUGCCAGCUACUUCGCGGAGGGCAAUUCGACGAGGCAAAAUCUGAAUCUCAAGAGUGGGAAGACAAUUCAAGCAUGGAUCGACUACGAUGCAGCAACAAAGUUAUUGAAUGUCACGCUUUCACUCUCUUCAACAAAACCCAGUUCAUCAAUCUUGUCAUUUCCAGUAGAUCUCUCUGUGUAUCUCGAGGACUCGAUGUAUGUGGGUUUCUCUUCUUCCACUGGUUUGCUUGCGAGCUUUCAUUAUAUCUUCGGAUGGAGCUUCAAGAUCAAUGGACAAGCUCAAUCUCUUGAUCUGUCUUCACUUCCUAAGCUUCCCGGUCCGAAAAAGGAUCAGACGGUGUUGAUCUUUAGUGUCUCUGUUUCAGCUGCGAUUUUGGUGAUGUUUGUGAUUGGAAUGGCUUUGUAUCUGAUCAGAAAGAUCAAAAACGCCGAUGUGAUUGAAGCCUGGGAGUUCGAUAUUGGUCCUCAUCGAUUUUCAUAUAAAGAGCUCAAGAAAGCAACAAGGGGUUUCAGAGAUAAAGAGCUUCUAGGGUUUGGAGGGUUUGGGAGAGUUUACAGAGGAACACUGCGGAAUUCAAACACCCAAGUGGCAGUGAAGCGAAUAUCCCACGAAUCGAAGCAAGGGUUGAGAGAAUUCGUGUCGGAAAUUGCGAGUAUUGGCCGGCUCCGUCACCGGAAUUUGGUUCAGUUGCUCGGAUGGUGUCGCCGGCGAGGGGAUCUGUUACUGGUUUAUGAUUUCAUGCCUAAUGGAAGCUUGGACAAGUACAUUUUCGAGGAAACCAAAUCGGUUUUGACUUGGGAACAGAGGUUCAAGAUCAUCAAAGGAGUGGCCUCUGGAUUGCUCUAUUUACACGAAGAAUGGGAACAAACUGUGAUUCAUCGAGACAUCAAAGCUGGUAAUGUGUUGUUGGAUUCGGAGUUAAAUGGAAGAUUGGGUGAUUUUGGACUUGCUAAGUUAUACGAACAUGGUUCCAACCCGGGCACAACCAGAGUGGUGGGCACACUUGGUUAUCUUGCACCGGAGCUCACACGGACGGGGAAGCCCACGGCGAGCUCCGAUGUGUUCGCUUUUGGUGCGUUGUUGCUUGAGGUUGUAUGUGGAAGACGACCCAUUGAGCCCAAAGCAUUGCCUGAAGAGCUGAUUUUGGUGGAUUGGGUGUGGGAUAGGUGGAAGCAAGGGGCUAUUUUUGAUGUGGUGGAUAAGAGGUUGAAAGGCGAGUAUGAUGAGGUGGAGGUUGUGGUGGUGAUCAAAUUGGGAUUGAUGUGCUCGAACAAUGAGCCUUCCGUGCGCCCGAGUAUGAGGCAGGUGGUGCGGUACUUGGAAGGGGAGGUGGGGUUGCCGGAGGUGGUGGCUCAACCGGAUGCUUAUGAUAGGAAAAAGGGUGGUGUUGAGUUCGAGGAUUUUGUGCAUUCAUAUACAGCUUCGUCGUAUUUUGAGAAGGCGAGUGCGGGCUCAUCGAGUGUUGAUGGAUAUGGUGAUGUUGACAUUGAAGCUGGCUCAGCCUCGGCACUCUCUGUUGCCGGACGAGGGAACUCCAACUAGCCAUGGAGAUGGGGGAUGUUCUUAACUUUAUUGUUUUUGUAUGUAGUGUUUUAUGAUUCUUCUUUGUCCAAUUUUGUUGUAAAUUCUGUUGGGAUUUAUAUGCCCUGGCAUAGCAAAUUCCUAUCUGGAUUGUAUUGACAUAUGUUCCUGACAUAUCUAAAAUAUUUAUGAUUUAUAU